AUGGGGAAAGAGCCGCCACUCGCUUCCUUGUCCCUGACCCAUGUCCAUUAUAAUCCCGAGGAUCCUCUUUCAUUUCUCUCCGCGUGGCUGGCUCUUGUACCGCAAGCGCUAUGCGUGGUCUACGUCACACUUGUCUGGGCGACGCGGGAGGUAGAGGUGGGCUUAAUGUUUGCUGGGCAACUGGCUUGUGAGGCUCUGAACUUUGCGCUCAAGCGGAUUAUCAAGGAAGAGCGGCCAAAAGAAAUGUUUGGAAAAGGCUACGGAAUGCCGUCAUCCCACGCACAGUUUGUCGCAUUCUUCGCUGUAUAUAUGGGUUUAUUCCUUAUGUUUCGCCACUCGCCAAACCAUCAGAAUAAGGGGAUCAUCUUCCGCAUAAUCGCUUCAAUUGGAAUAUCUCUCGGUGCUAUCGCAGUGGCCGUUAGUCGUAUAUAUUUGACCUAUCACACUCCUCGCCAAGUUCUUGCGGGAGGUGCUGUUGGAGUUGUAUAUGCGCUGGCUUGGUUCAUCUUUACUGGAUUUUUGCGAAGCUACGGCUGGAUUGAUUGGGGGCUGGAUCACUCGGUAGCUAGGUGUUUUCGACUGCGGGAUUUGGUCGUGAGUGAAGACCUUGCAGAAGCCGGAUGGCAGCGAUGGGAAGCAAAGCACAAAGUAAAACGAAGCGAGAACGGCGGCCAUACAUCGAAGUUAGACUGA
This is a messenger RNA of Aspergillus versicolor CBS 583.65, 693 nucleotides long. Its product is annotated as phosphatase PAP2 family protein. Gene Ontology annotation, biological process: lipid biosynthetic process; protein N-linked glycosylation. The coding region runs from base 1 to 693 and encodes 230 amino acids. Lineage: Eukaryota; Fungi; Ascomycota; Eurotiomycetes; Eurotiales; Aspergillaceae. Gene Ontology annotation, molecular function: dolichyldiphosphatase activity. The transcript has 3 exons. Gene Ontology annotation, cellular component: intracellular membrane-bounded organelle; endoplasmic reticulum membrane. The record is from RefSeq and is a predicted model, not a curated record.